AUGGGGCCCGGGCGGGCCCGGCGGCGGGCGCGGAGCGGGAGCCGCUCCCGGAGGCGGCGGGGCGGGAAGGAGCCGGGCAGCAGCAGCAGCAGCAGCAGCGGCGGAGCGCGGCCGGCAUUGCCGUCCUCCGGCUCGUGUGCUGCAGGGAGCAGGAAGGAUGGAAAGGCCCAAAGGAAGAGGAAGGCCAGCGCGUCGUCCUCGGGGUCGGCCUCCUCUUCCUCCUCCGGCUCGUCCUCGACGUCCUCCAGCUCCUCCUCCGAUGACUCCAGCGACAGCGAUGCCAAGGCCAAGAAGAGGYGGCGCGGCAAGAAGAAGCAGAAGGAUAAAAAGAAAAAGAAGAAGAAAAGGCUGAAAAAGAGGCCGAAGAAGCAGCGCGAGGAGCGGCGCGGGGAGGAGCGGCCCGCGGCGGCGGCGCCGGCGGGGCCCUCGCUGGAGCAGUGGCACAAGGAGGCGCUGGGYGACGCGGCGCCAGUUUUGACAGACGAGCAGAAAUCCCGGAUCCAGGCCAUGAAGCCCAUGACGAAGGAAGAGUGGGACGCGAGGCAGAGCRUUAUACGGAGGGUCGUGGAUCCGGAAACGGGCAGAACCAGACUCAUUAAGGGAGACGGAGAAGUGCUGGAAGAAAUCGUCAGCAAGGAGCGGCACAAGGAGAUCAACAAGCAGGCCACCCGCGGGGACGGGCUGGCCUUCCAGGCGCGCGCCGGGAUGCUGCGGUGA
Nothoprocta perdicaria is the source of this 717-nucleotide messenger RNA. It is a transcript of the gene ARL6IP4, whose product is annotated as ADP ribosylation factor like GTPase 6 interacting protein 4. The transcript is spliced from 5 exons. NCBI's taxonomy places the organism in Eukaryota, Metazoa, Chordata, Aves, Tinamiformes, Tinamidae. Bases 1 to 717 code for a protein of 238 amino acids. The record is from RefSeq and is a predicted model, not a curated record.